This is a messenger RNA of Pseudopodoces humilis (Tibetan ground-tit), 8634 nucleotides long. The record is from RefSeq and is a predicted model, not a curated record. Lineage: Eukaryota; Metazoa; Chordata; Aves; Passeriformes; Paridae.
AUGGAGACGGCGGCGGGGCCGGUCGCCAUGGACACGGCGGCGCCGCCGGGCGGUCGGCGGCACGCGCUGCUCGCCGUGAUCGGGGAGAUCGGGACGGAGCCGGAGCGGGGCGCGCUGCGCGGCGCCCUGGAGCGUGGAAUUCGUUCCUGGAACAUUAAUACUCUGUACUGUGAUCUGAAUCGUCAACUGCGGCUCUUUGUAACCCGACAUCUGGCUCAGUUUUCUUCUGAAGUCAAAGGCCAAAGAACUCUCCAUCACCAGAGUGACACCCUGGAUACGGUGAUCCUGGUAAAUCCUAAUGUGGACAGCAUUGUGUCUGAGGUCCGCUCACUUGUGUGUGAUUCAUCAGCCCACAAACUACUGAUCCUCUGUGGUCAGAGCUCAGACCACGAAGGAGACUUGGUCCUGCAGACAGGGACUUUCACUUACCAGAAGUUUGCUGAGAUACUUUCAGACCCAGAGGUCACCCAAAUUCUCAGCAACUCUGAUUCAGAAACCAAGGCCUCUCUUACUGUGUCGUGCCUGGGAGAAGGAGCCUGGAGCAACCUUGGGCAUCCUGGAUUUCAGGACAUAAUUAAUCUGAAACUGAAUCCUGAUCCUGUUCUACCGGAAAUGGAUGGGGUGUCUGAAUUUGCAGAAUAUGUCUCUGAGACAGUUGAUGUGCCAUCUCCAUUUGAUCUUCUGGAGCCACCCACCUCAGGGGGUUUUCUGAAGCUUUCUAAGCCAUGCUGCUACAUAUUCCCUGGGGGAAGAGGUGAUUCUGCUCUCUUUGCUGUCAAUGGGUUUAACAUCCUUGUGGAUGGUGGCUCUGAGAGGAAAUCCUGCUUCUGGAAGCUGGUAAGGCACCUGGAUAGGAUUGACUCGAUCCUGCUCACCCACAUUGGUGCAGACAACCUGCCUGGCAUCAAUGGGCUGCUGCAGAGGAAAGUUGCUGAGCAAGAGGAGGAACAAUCCCAGGGCUCUACCAAUUAUAGUGACUGGAUGAAGAAUCUAAUCUCUCCUGAGCUAGGGGUGGUUUUUUUUAAUGUUCCUGAAAAGCUGAAGAUGCCUGAAGCCUCCAUGAAAGUAAAGAGGAGCAUUGAAGAAGCGUGUAUGACACUGCAGUAUCUCAACAGACUGGGCAUUAAAUCAGAGCCUCUCUACAGGGUGGUGAGCAGCACCAUCGAGCCCAUCACGCUCUUCCACAAAAUGGGAGUGGGUAAGCUGGACAUGUAUAUACUGAACCCUGUCAAGGACAGUAAAGAAAUGCAGUUUCUAAUGCAGAAAUGGGCUGGCAAUAGUAAAGCAAAGACUGGCAUCAUUCUUGCAAGUGGGAAAGAAGGUGAAAUUUCUGUUCCCUAUCUCACAUCUAUCACAGCCCUAGUGGUAUGGCUACCAGCCAGCCCAACAGAGAAAAUUGUGAGGGUUUUGUUUCCUGGAAAUGCUCCUCAAAAUAAGAUACUGGAAGGUCUUGAGAAACUCAAGCACCUGGAUUUUCUAAGGUACCCAGUGGCUACCCAGAAAGAUAUCACUUCUGGAAUACCUCCACCUGUGCUGAAGCAGACCAAAAUGAAACAAAGAACUGACAGUAAGGAGAGUCUUAAGUCUUCCCCCAAGCCAUCUGUGACAAAGCAAGUCAAGAAGGAAGAAGCAGUUGAGGAAGGGAUUAAGGAAGUAAAACCAGAAGUUGUAAAGGAUGCUAAAAUUGAGAAAAAGGUUAAAGAACACACAGAGAAAAUUCCUGAGAAACCUGUUAAACAUGAAAAGAUAAAGACAGAAACAAGUGAUGCUCUCAAAGCUGAGAAAAGAAAAUUGGCUAAAGACAAGGUUGGAAAAAAGCAUCUCAAAGAGAAAGUAUCCAAAUUAGAGGAGAAGAAAGACAAAGAAAAGAAAGAGAUUAAGAAGGAGAAAAAGGACUUAAAAAAAGACGAUGGAAAGAAAGAUGAGAAAAAAGAUUCAAAGAAAGAUGAUAAAAAGAAAGAAAACAAACCAGAGCUCAAAAAAAUUUCUAAACCAGACUUGAAACCAUUUACCCCAGAAGUAAGAAAAACAUUGUACAAGGCAAAACUUCCAGGCAGACUCAAAACUGAGAAGAUCAAAGUAAAACCUGAAAAAGAACCUGAAAAGGUUCCUGCUGACCUCAAGACAUUACCAAUGGAGACAGCACCUGCACAAGUGGAUCUAGGAGAGACAUCCAUAGUGGAACAGAGGUUAGUCCUGUCUUCACCAGAAGAUCUUACAAAGGACUUUGAGGAACUGAAGCAUGAGGAGAGACAGUCUUUGCAGUUGACUCAAGAACUGUCUGAUACGGAGGUUAGUGAUAAGAUUAUGAGAGCAUCUGAAGCAGAGGUAAAAGACUCUGUUGAUAUGAGUGGUCAGAGUAACCUUGAAGUGGAUCUGAUUUUAAAAAGAAAGACGCCUGAUCAGGGAGUAACUACUACUGAUACAGGAAAAGAAUCAUCAGCAGAGGAAAUGGCAGUCCAUCAGUGGGAGCUGAGGGGAGGUCCUGCUGAAAAAAUAGAGGAUGAAAGAAAAACAAUAGAUGAAAACCAUGACAUAAGAUACUGGGAGGGAAAAACUGAGCAGGGCAAGGACAUUCAGAUGUUUUCUGACAAAGAACACCUGCCAUCACAUACAGACCUGUUGGCAAAGGGUGCUCGGCCACCAGUGUUCAGAGAGGAAGAAAAGGAGGAAGAGGAGAAAAUCUCUUUGGACAGAAAACAGAGGGAAGCAGAAACGUGUGGAAAGUAUAUUGAUGGGACAGAGGCACAGGAAGAGGAUGAGAAGGAAAAGAGAGAAGAUGUGAUAGAAAAGGCAGAACUAGAAGAAAAGGAAGAACAGCACAUGAAAGCAGAGGACAAAGUGGAGAAGAAUAGAGAAUUCUGUGGGCUGAAUCAGGAUGAUAGGGAGGACAAACUGUUUACCAUCACAGAGAAGGAAAGAGAAUUUAGUUUCAUGGAUGACAAAACCAAGUUACUUGGAAAGGACAUAACAAAGGAAGAGUCAUAUCUGAGCAGCCUGCCAAUCCCACCAGGAGCUACAGCAGAACAUGUUUCCUAUAUCCAAGAUGAAACUAUCCCUGGCUACUCAGAAACAGAGCAGACCAUUUCUGAUGAAGAAAUACACGAUGAACAGGAAGAGAGGAUCCCACACUUGAAGUAUGAUGUUAAUGCCUAUAACAUUUCUGUUCCUGACCAUCCAGGCUCUUUUGAAGCAGUACAUGGAAUACAGGCCAUGCCUCCUGCUGAUCUUUCAGCCAAGGGCUAUGCUGGCCAGGAGUCUGAAAUCCUGGCAUAUCCUACAAACAUUGUGGCAGCACCUCUAGCUGAGGAGGAACACAUAUCUUCUGCGACCUCCAUUACUGAAUGCGACAAGCUUUCAUCUUUUGCAACAUCAGUAGCAGAGGAUCAAUCUGUUGCAUCCAUAACAGCACCACAAACAGAAGAGACUGGGAAAAGCUCUUUACUUUUGGACACAGGAAACAGUAUGCCCUCCUCUCGGACUGAAGCGACCCAAGGUCUUGAUUAUGUUCCCUCUGCUGGCACAAUUUCUCCCACAUCAUCCUUAGAGGAAGACAAAUGCUUUAAAUCUCCACCCCCUGAAGAUUUCCAUGCAUUAGCAGAAGGAGAGAGGAAACUGGAAACUCAGAAAAAGGACCUCCAUGAGGAGGUAGAAGAUGAAGAAGAUGAAGAAGACGGGACUCCAAAUAUUGAGAUUCCUGAGAAACUCAGAGGGCAUUACAAUGCCCCCGUGUUUGCUCCUCAAGGAUGCCCUGAUAAUGUGAUAAUCGGUGUUCCCACACAGGUGAUGCCUUUAUCCACUGAAGAAGCACCAUUUUCCCAAGCUGACUCUGCAGAGGCUGAAGAACGAUGCACGAGUCCCGAUGACAGCACAGUCAAAAUGGCCUCUCCCACUCCAUCUGGCCCCACCAGUGCAGGGCACACACCCUUCCACCAGUCUCCAGUGGAGGAAAAGCUGGAAACAGUAGAUUCAGAUCUAUUUGAAAAACAAACAGAUGCCUCUGCCAAGAAACUGGAAGGCCAAAGUUCUGUUGUGGUGAAGGCAGCCAAGGGUGAACCUCUCAGAGAAGAGGAGGCAUCUGUGGCUAAAUCCAGACACGAAAGAGAAGUGCCUGGACCUGGGCAGCACGAAUUGAUUUUGAGCAGUGAUGUUCCAGUGUCCCCCGAGGAGGAGGCACAGGAGGAACCAGUGAGGAGGGAGGAGCUGCCCUGGCUGUCUUACCACAAGCAGGACACAGUGGUGAUCGGAGAGGACAAGGAGCGUGCCAGCACAAAACCAGAAACAGAUCAAGGAACUAAAACCAAGACAGAAAGUUUAAUUGGAUUUCCAGAACACUUGUCCUUUGAGCCAUUUGUAACCACGGGAACUUCUCUAGGAAAUGUGAAUCUUCCACAGUUCACAAGCCAAAGCAAAUCUAAAAAUGACAAAUCUUUGCAAUUUUCACCAGAUGGCAUCAAAUCACCUUCUUUUACAGAAGAGAGCAUUGGUGUAAAAUCUUGCAGGUUCAAGGAAGCUCAAGAAAAAAAAUCUCCAGAAAUGGAAAAGUUUUGCAUGAAAGAUUUAAGUUAUGAGAAGAAAGUGUGGUUUCCAGAAGAGGUAGAAGAGGUCCCUCUUCUGGGAAGACGGCAGAGAUAUGACAAGGAGAGGGAGAGUACUUUCUUGGACGAGGUACCAGAAUUUGAAACAAAAUCCCUUCCUAAAAUGGGAAAGGAAGGGAACCUGUCUCCUGCAGCGCCUGGCAGCCAGACCUGGAGAGGACAAGAAAGGGAAGCAUGGGGUUCUGCCUUUGGGUAUCUUCAGGAAGGGAGAGACAGUGGGAGAGGAGGGCAAUUACCCAGUGAGGAGGAUGAGGCGCUUCACCAUGCUGAAGACAAACCCAUGCUACUGCAAGCAGAAACUGAAUGUUUAAAGAUGGAGUCAUUUGAUUACAAAGAAGACACACGGAAGAGUGCCAAACCUACAUCAGAAACAAAGAAAGUGGAUGUGAUUCCUGCUGACAUCACUGUCCCAGAAAGAACACAAAGAGAAGGUUCUCCUCCAUCUCCUCAGCAUGUCCCUGGUGAGGAAAAUCAGGCCAAAGCUUUAACUGGAAACAAAAAAAGGCAAGAAUUGUUGUUGACCUCUAAACAAGGUAGUUCCUGCUUAGAUGAUGAGGAAAAAGCUGUCCUAGAUAUCUAUGCAAAGUCACUAGACCAAGUUCUGACAACAUCUCCCCUGUCUGCAGUGGGAAAGGUGAUUGAGGUACCACCAGGAGCAGAGAGGCCCUGCAAGUUAGAGCAGUGCAAGCCACCUUUGUGGGAGGAUGUCCCAUCAAAGACAGCUGAGAAGAAAUCGGACAUCAGUGAUUUGUACCAGGAAACAGAUUGCAAAUACAAGUCAGAUAGCAGGCAAGAGGAUGACUGCAAAUCCACCGAGGGUCUGUAUGUCUCUAAAGGAAGAAAAGAGCAGACAGCAGCAGCAUCUACCCUGUUGCAAUCUAUGAGAGCAGCAGAAUAUAUUGCAGAGUCCACAGAAGGGAGUGCUGAGCUGUCAGGACAGUGUGCACACUCCCCUCCAGGACAAGGCCCAUGCCAAACAAGCAGUGAUGCUGUGGGUGGUGCUGGGGGUGUGGGUGCUACCAUCCAAGAGGUAUAUCCUCCAGAGACCUAUUCCAGGAGUUCCCCUGAGCCUUAUUCCUAUGAGGAAGGGGUCUACACACAGAGAGACGAUGACAGUUCCACAAGACAAGAGCCAGAAGAAAGAGAACCGACUCCCUAUCCUGAUGAAAGAAGUUUCAAAUAUGCUGACAUCUAUGAGAAGAUAAUUGUGUCUGGAGUGGGACCUUCCCCCUUCACAGCCAUGGGUGCACACAGCCCAGGUCACACUGACAAGGUGCCAGUGACAGCACUGAACUCUCAAAAAGGUCAAAAUUUUCAUGUGUCUGCAAAGGAAGAAGAGUCCUGCCUUUAUACCUCUGCUGAGAAGGAAUUGUCAUCUCCAGCAUCCCCUAAGGAUAAAGCAGAUUCAGUCUUUGACUAUAGAGACAUCCAUGAAAGAUAUCUGCCCUUAUCUGAAACAGAGAGGCCUAGGACAUCAGGAGGACAGGAAAAACUGAAGGUGUCUUCUGCUUUGCCAGGAGAACUGGACUCUGCACUGCACCCAUUGUCUGCGAACACAGCAUUUGCCUCUCCCACCGCCACAACUGACACCUCUUAUCAAGGAAAAUCAUCCACCUAUAUUGAUGCUGGUUGUCCAGAUGAGAACAUAAUUUUGUCUAGCCAGGAGCAGGUAUCUCUGUCCCUGAAAUCUGAAAUCCCAAAUCCCGAAGAUACAUACUAUGAGAAAGCAGGUCGAGGGGAAGAAAGUGCAAGUGACUCAGAACUGGAAAAAGGUGCUAAGGAGAAGUCUGAAAAGGAGUCUAAACUGCACAGCCCUGCUGAAGCUGCAGGCACUGUCUAUGCACACAUCUCGGCCAUCAGCAAGUUCCCUGUCUCAGACCCCUUCCUGCAGACCAAAUGUCAGGAGCCCCUUUCUCCCAGCUCCACUGCCUCUUCUCCCUCUGGUCCAGGCUGGCAAGAGGAAUAUGAAAACCAGGGAAACAAAGAUGAGUACUUGGAGGUUUCUGAGAAAAUCGGCAGCCUCGACUCAUCUUUUCCUAAAUUCUCACCACUGAGUCCAUACGAAGAAGGCAAGGUGUUCUCCAAAGGUGUGGAGAAAGAGUCUGUGACCCAGCAGCUGAAAGAUGAUUCUUCCAGCCUGUCAGAAGAACCUUCAUCUGAAGCCACCACUCCUGUGAUAAUGACUACAGCAGAAAGUUUCUAUUCCCAUAUGCUUUCCACUCACACAGGUGCAGGAGUGGAAGUGGCUACUAGGAGUGCUUGGGAUGUGCCUCCACAGGUUCCAGAUAAUGCUAUGAAAAUACAUACAGCUGAAACCAAAGACUUUGUCUUUGCUGAAGAACAUGGGUCUCUAUUUCCCUGUGGCAUGGGUGACCACACCUUGCCAUGCAGAGAAGAGUGCCAGGGCUCAGAGCCCACACCAUUCUCUGCAGAGCAAGAGCAGCAGCACUGUGGUAGCAGCCCAGAGCAGAAGGCACCAUUUGCAGAACACCCGUUGCCACUCGCAUCUCUCCCUGAGGUGCUGACACCAUUUCCUCAUCAUCAGCACGAAGAUGAAACCACAGCCAAUGGUCCAACAGAGGUGAGCACCAGUCUGUCAGCUUUCCAAAGUACAUACCAUGCAGCAGAGGCAAAAGAUGAAAAAACAUGUCCCGAUUCUGACAGCAGUUUUUCUCCAUGCACAGGCAACGAGGAGACAGAGAGGCAAAGCCGUCCUUCCUCUCUGAUGUCCCCUGAAAACAGUUUCCAGCCAUUUUUCCCAGAUGUGCAAAGGGGUGAAAAAACAGAGGACUGUGGAGAUGCUUCCCAUGACAUGGAGACCCAAUUAGGAGGCAGUUCUGAUUGUGGACAGAAAUUUUCCUCAUGUGAAUACAAGCAGAGAAAGGGAGAACUCUCUCCCUCAUUUAUCAACCCAAGCCCCCAUGAGCUCUCUGAAGACAGUGACCUCUCACAGGAGGAGGGUCACCCUUCAGUGCAAGGGAGACCACCCCACACUGGGAGCAGUCCCAUGCAAAGCGCUACAGUGGAGGAAACCCCUCCAACAUCUGUGAGUGAUUCUGGAACCUCCCAGUCAGACUCUGAUGUCCCACCUGAGACUGAAGAAUGUCCAUCCAUCACAGCAGAUGCCAACAUGGACUCAGAUGAAGAUGCUGAUUUCCUCCCAGUGGACAAAGCUGUGGGGAAUGCUCAUCAUGCCAGUUCUAGGUCCAGCCAUGAUCCUCAGCCUUUUCCAAUGGUAGAUCCCCAUCCCCACCCUCCACACCCUGAUGUCUGCAUGGUAGACCCUGAUAUGUUGUUAAAUGAGCAAAGCAUGAGCAGAACUGAUAAAAUUUCCAAGAAAGAAAUAAAAGAAAAGAACAAAGGUGUGAGGAAGCCUUUGAGCAAACCCAAAUCUUCCUCACCUGCCCGGAAAUUAGAUGUGAAAGGGAAACGAUCACCCACUCCUGUGAAACAGUCAUCUGACAAAUCUCCAAAAUCUGUCACUGCCAAAAAAGAAAGAGAUGGAGGAGAAAAGCCCAAACCACGUAGUUCGCUGAUGCCAGAGGAUGAGUUAUCCCGGAGUAGUCACAGCAACCCUGGCAAGAGCCUUGUUAAUGGCAUCAAAACAAAUCCUGCUUCCAAUAGUCCUAAGAGCAGUUUGUCUGUGCCUAUGGGUCCACCCGUCUAUGUGGACUUGGCCUACAUCCCCAACCACUGCAGUGGGAAGAACACAGAUCCAGAGUUCUUCAAGCGGGUUCGAGCAUCUUAUUAUGUUGUGAGUGGAAAUGAUGCAGCCAACGGAGAGCCAAGCCGUGCAGUGCUGGAUGCGCUCCUGGAAGGGAAGUCUCAGUGGGGAGAGAACCUGCAGGUGACGUUGAUCCCAACACACGAUACUGAGGUAACACGAGAAUGGUAUCAACAGACCCAUGAGAAACAGCAGGAGCUGAACAUCAUGGUACUGGCAAGCAGCAGCACUGUUGUGAUGCAGGAUGAAUCUUUUCCAGCCUGUAAGAUUGAAUUCUAAAUCUCCCACAUUUUGUGUUCAUCCAUUGACUCU